Messenger RNA from Hyaloscypha bicolor E, 1772 nucleotides. RefSeq names its product vitamin H transporter. The coding region runs from base 87 to 1646 and encodes 519 amino acids. Gene Ontology annotation, biological process: transmembrane transport. Gene Ontology annotation, molecular function: transmembrane transporter activity. Gene Ontology annotation, cellular component: membrane. The record is from RefSeq and is a predicted model, not a curated record. Lineage: Eukaryota; Fungi; Ascomycota; Leotiomycetes; Helotiales; Hyaloscyphaceae. The transcript has 8 exons.
UGCCCACAAGGGCCCGGAGUCUUCACUCUUAAAUAUCUGGUAUUGGAAGUCGAAGGCAGUGGAUAGUUCCCAUUGCAGCUGCCGCCAUGUCACACACCGUCGACCAUCGCCAGGUCGCCAUCGGCAGUGAUGAGCCUGUCGUGUUGACAGAAGUUGCUUCUGAGAUUGUAGUGAGCCCUGCUACGGCCAAGUCGAGAUCGUUCUUGGGUCUACUCAAGUACAUGGUGGAUUGGUACCCAAAGAGCUACUCUGCCUUGGAGAGAAAAACAGUCUUCAAGCUGGACUGUUUCCUGUUGCCAGUCUGUGGAAUUAUGUUCUUUUUGAAAUGGUUGGAUCAGUCAAAUGUCAAUAAUGCCUAUGUGUCAGGCAUGAAAGAAGAGCUGAACUUGAAUGGCAACCAAUACUCACUUUUCGGCACCUUCUACAACAUUGGAUACUUGGCUUUCCAAAUCCCGUCUCUACUUAUCCUGUCUCGACCCCAUCUUGCCCGCUAUUUCAUCCCGACAUGCGAGGUUCUCUGGUCGAUCCUUACCUUCAGUCAGAGCAGAAUGGAAAAUGCUGCAACGAUCUAUGGGACACGAUUCUUACUUGGGGUUCUUGAGACCCCCGUUGCAUCCGGAUCCCUUUAUGUCCUAUCCUCCUGGUACCGCCCCGACGAGCUCUACAAACGUGCAGGCGUUUGGUACGUUUGCAACAAUGCUGGAGUCAUGUUUGGAGGCUACAUGCAAGCGGCAGCGUAUACGAAUCUGAAUGGAGUCGGAGGAAUGGCAGGUUGGAGAUGGCUGUUUAUCAUUGACGGCAUCUUCAGUCUACCCAUUGCCCUUCUCGGAUACUUCAUCUUCCCGGGUCUACCAGCCAGUGGCAAACCUUGGUGGCUCACCGCCGACCAGUAUCAACUUGCGAAGAAACGAAUGAACGAAGAGGGCAUGGAGGACAGCGUGAAGUUCAGCAAGACCAAAAUAAAGGCUAUGUUGAAGAGGUUGUUCACAAAUUGGCAUUUCUACAUCGCCGUUCUCACCUACACAUUUUUCCUCUCCUCUGGUUACCCCAACGGACAGAUGGGUCUCUGGCUUAAGGCCGAGAACAAAUUGGGGGCGCACUGGACUGUGCCACAGAUCAACACCAUACCAACGGGCGUAUCAGCUGUUUCGAUCGUGUCCACGCUUCUACUUACCUCGUUGUGCAUGCUCUACCCUCUGUGGGUAAUCAUGAGUAUUAAUCAGGCAAUCUUGUUGUUCGCUUGCUUGUGUUUGCUGAUUUGGAAUAUUCCAGUGGCAUUGAAAUUUUUGUCUUUCUACCUGUUUGGCUUCACAGCCCCAGUAACACCAAUCUUGAUUCCUUGGGUCAAUCGUAUCUUGAGAGAUGACGCCGAAGCACGAGCCUUCACAACUGGCGCAAUGUUGACAUUCGGCUGGGGUUUGAAUGCAGGCUUCCCCAUCGCCGUAUUUCCCGUUGUAGAAGCUCCUCGGUGGAAGAAAGGCUAUGCCACAGAUCUCGCUUUCAUUUUCAUGGUUUGGGCCUUGUUCACGCUCGGACAAUAUCUGGAAAAGCGGGAUGAGAAAAAGGCGGCUAGAAACCGAGUCAUUGAUGAGGAAUCGAAACUUGAUGAAAAGGCCUCUCACGUGGAAAUUAUUAAAGUGGACUGAUUGGUGGACAAAAUCUCGAGUUGGUUCGAGUUGAGAGGAUUAGAUGCCGCGUGAUGCAACGGGUUGCUGAAGAUGGAGUCUUUCCAAUUAAUUGAUAAUUGUAUAAAACACUGUGCAAGAACCGCC